AUGAAACUCCUCUUAGUUUUAGCUACCAUUAUUUUCACUCUUGGUGUUGUUGCAUCAUCAGUUGUUAUUCCAUACUCAUACCCAUUAUACAAACAAUGCGAUAGUCGUUGGGGUAGCAAUGAAAUCAUUAAUCAAACUGUUUGUAACGUUGGUUGUUUAAUGUCAUCAUGCAGUAUGGCCAUUGCAGGAAAGGGUAUUACUCUCGAUGGUAAUCUUUCAAACCCAGGAUCAUUAAACGAAUGGUUAAGAAACAAUGAAGGUUAUGUCGGAGACGAUCUUUUAGAAGAAUCAGUUUUAGAAAAUAUUUCAAAUGGUAUCCAAUGGGUUGGUUCAUACCCAGCAUCCGCUUUCACCAUGGACGAAGUUGUAGACAUGAUCAACAAACAAGUAGUCGUUAUUAUCAAUGUUUUACAAGGUGCCCAUUUCGUUUUAGCUGUUGGUUAUGAUCAAACCAACACUGUUUUCUACGUCAACGAUCCAGGUUUCAAUACUUUAACCUAUACCUAUGAAGAUGUUGUUGGUUAUAGAAUUUUCAAUAUGAUCUAA
Messenger RNA from Dictyostelium purpureum, 546 nucleotides. RefSeq lists its product as uncharacterized. Lineage: Eukaryota; Evosea; Eumycetozoa; Dictyosteliales; Dictyosteliaceae. Bases 1 to 546 code for a protein of 181 amino acids. The record is from RefSeq and is a predicted model, not a curated record. The transcript has 2 exons.